Galeopterus variegatus (Sunda flying lemur) is the source of this 1659-nucleotide messenger RNA. RefSeq names its product lipopolysaccharide binding protein (gene LBP). Bases 1 to 1659 code for a protein of 552 amino acids. Gene Ontology annotation, molecular function: lipopolysaccharide binding. Gene Ontology annotation, biological process: lipopolysaccharide-mediated signaling pathway; defense response to Gram-negative bacterium; acute-phase response. The transcript has 16 exons. The record is from RefSeq and is a predicted model, not a curated record. Lineage: Eukaryota; Metazoa; Chordata; Mammalia; Dermoptera; Cynocephalidae.
AUGACCAGACUGUACUGUGUGGUAGUGGCCCUACUGCUGCUGGCAGAGGUCUGCAGGUUUGGAGAAGGGGCCUCUAAUCCUGGGAUCUUGGCCAGGAUCACUAGAAAAGGCCUGGAAUACGCCCACCAGUAUGGAGUUGCCAUCCUGAAGAAGGAGUUGUCUACCAUCAGAUUACCUGAUAUCUCAGGAAGUUUUCAGAUUGGUUGGGUUGGAAGUGUGAGCCACGAGUUUCACAGCCUGAGGAUCCAGCACUUCGAGCUCCAGAACUCGAACUUGAGUCUACUCCCAGAGAAGGGUAUAAGAGCCUCUCUGUCCAAUAACUACAUGUCUGUCAGUGGGAACUGGGAGGUGAAAAAGGCUUUCAUCACCCUAUGCGGCACCUUUGAUCUGACUGUGGAUGGCAUUUCCAUCCUGGUUUCUCUGAACUUGGGGAAAAAUGUGUCUGGACAACCCACUGCCUCCGUAGCCCAAUGCAGCAACUCCAUUGGCCAUGUCAGGAUUGAUAUAUCUGGAAGCUUAAGCUGGAUCCUAAACCUCUUCCAUGAAAGAAUUGAAAACAGUAUCAAAGAGGUCUUGAAACAAAAGAUCUGCGAAAUGAUCAGAAAGUCGACCACCUCACACCUGGAGCCCUUUCUCCAGACUCUGCCAGUCACUGUUAUGAUUGACCAGAUUGCUGGCAUUGACUGCAGCUUGGUAGGAGCUCCCCAGGUGACCUCUGAAGGCUUGGACCUGCCCUCCAAGGGUGAAUUUUUCAGCCUAAGCCAGCACACCCCCAUCCCUUUUGAUGCUCCAGCCAUCAUGCUACCCCAGCAACACGACUGGGAUGACCAUAUGAUCUACGUUGCAGUCUCUGAAUAUGUCUUCAACACAGCCAGCUGGGUUUACUACCAGGGUAGGCCCACGAACUUCACCAUUCAUGACAAGCAUCUGAUCCCCCAGAAGGGAGGUCCGAGCAGCGUACCUCCACCACCAACCACUGCGAUUCCCCUGGACUCUGUAAUCCACCUGAACACAAGCUCAUUCCGGACCGUAGUUCCUCAGCUGGCCAAGUUGUACCCUGAUACAGAGAUAGAGCUUGAGGUGUCAUCUGAAUCAGAACUGUUUGUAAUGUUCACCCCUGGAAAUGUCACCCUCGUGCCUGUGGUGGACAUCCGAGCCUUCGCCCUUCUGCCCAACUCCUCUGACCGUGACCUUCUCUUUGAACUCAGGGCGAAAACCAACAUCUCCGCCACCAUCAAUGUGAGCUCCAGUAAGAUCACUGGUUCAGUGACCACAGGAAGACACAGUAAACUGGAACUCGAACUGAAACAUUCCAACGUGGGUUACUUCAAUGUGGAGUUGCUGGAAGCCAUCUUAAAGGACCACGUGCUUAAUAUCACACACCCGUCUCUCAGUGCAAUGCUUGAGAAGGGCUUCCUUCUCCCUCUUCCAAGGGACGUCCACCUCAAGAGCACGGAGCUCCAAAUUCACAAGGUCAAUAAGAAAACUUCUUGCUCUUGGGGGCUGACAUUGAUAAGGUUGAAGAUUGAGGAGGAGGAGCAACUGUGGCUGGAGCAGUGGACAACGCUACAGCUGGACCUGCCCGUGACCUCGUGGAGGGCCAAAGGCUGUGGCUAUUCUGCUUCCUCUUCCUCAGUUUUAAAGAAGCUUGAGCGGUAG